Molecule: messenger RNA, 825 nt
Organism: Humulus lupulus (European hop)
Lineage: Eukaryota; Viridiplantae; Streptophyta; Magnoliopsida; Rosales; Cannabaceae
Exons: 3
Coding region: 1-825 (274 amino acids)
Source: RefSeq, a predicted model, not a curated record
AUGCCUGCCAAACGUGCCUUUGACUUGUACACCAAAUCGGCGAGCAAGAAAAAGUCCCAUAGGCGCCAGUCUGGGGAGGGCUGCAGCAAUCCCUCCGCGAAGAAAUCUCGAAUAGACGACCCUCAUGCGUCUACUCCAAUGAAGGAGACAACUCCUCCACUAGCUCCUGCUAGGGAGGGAGUUCUUACCAUGACUUCUGGUUGGCGCUGCUCGAGGACGCUGACCAUUCAAUUCGAAAAGAGACUUAGCAAUCAGCUUAGUGCUGCUGAGGCUCAAUACACCAAGCAACUCAAGGCAACAGAAGCUGCUCAUGCUGAGCAGAUGAAGGUGGUUGAGGCAAAGCAUUUCGAUGCCCUUAAGGAGGCAGAGGUGAAGCAUACUGAGGCCCUCAAGGAGGCUGAGGCAAAGCACCUCGAGGCGCUGCAGGUGACCGAGGCCAAAAUCGCUUCUCUUGAAGAAGAGUUGAAAAAGAAGGAGGCGAGUAUUGCCAAGAUCACUGCAUCCAAGGAGCAGUAUAAGGAGACUUCACUUAUAAAUUACCGGGAAGCCCACAAGCUUCAAGAUGAGCUGGAGAUAAGCCGCAAGGAAGUUCGUGCACUGGAGGAACAGAAUGCCUGCAACCUUGAAGACUAUGAAGGGGCGACGUUUGAGUACCAUAUCAGGGAGGCAGAGUUGGCUAGGUGCAUUGCUCGUCUAGAAGAGGAAACAAUUCCAAGGUCUGCAGAGAUUUCUUUAGCAACCGGGAUCGAGGACGCCCGAGAAAAAGCUGGAGAUGCAGUCGAUCAGCAGCAGAAAUCUCCACAGGAUCCCCCGGCUUCUUCAUAA